This is a messenger RNA of Saitoella complicata NRRL Y-17804, 2687 nucleotides long. Its product is annotated as ApbA-domain-containing protein. The transcript has 3 exons. NCBI's taxonomy places the organism in Eukaryota, Fungi, Ascomycota, Saitoellomycetes, Saitoellales, Saitoellaceae. The record is from RefSeq and is a predicted model, not a curated record. Gene Ontology annotation, cellular component: cytoplasm. Gene Ontology annotation, molecular function: oxidoreductase activity. The coding region runs from base 393 to 2687 and encodes 764 amino acids.
CCAAGAACACCCGAAGUUUCGUCGAACAAACAACCAGCGACAACGUACCCGUAUCCAGCUCGUAAUACUCGAUAAAUCGGUCACGGGAAACGCUCGCCAAGUUAUCGUUCGUUUUCAUUCAGGAGUCGGUUACAUCCAACUUCCCGUCUCUGCCCAGCUCAGCCUCGUACCCUUGCAUCCCUGAUUUCGGCACGUUCGGAACAGCCUUAACGCCGGCUCGCAUACGCUGACGCAGUUUGGAUAACUAUCGGAUUCGCAAACGGACUUUAUUUGUACGAUAUUUGUACACCGGUGAACAGCUUUUGUCGACUUUAUCAGCGUUGACUACUUGUCCGGAGUAAACCGAUCACGCCAAGCAUCCCUCGGCCUCCCCGCAUCAGCAUACAACAGACAUGACGGACAAGCUGCGCAUUUUGUCAGUUGGCAGCAACGCCAUAUCGGCCUUCUACUCGUGGAGACUACAAGCAAGUAACGCAUGCGAAACGACCUUGGUAUGGAGAAGUACGUUCGAAGCAGUUCAGUCGUUUGGCAUCACCUUCAAAUCACAAGCAUUUGGUACCGACCGCUUCAGGCCUUACAGUGUUGUACGUGCUGUUGAAGAUGCGGCAGACCCGCAGCGUCCUUUCGACUAUGUUUUCGUGUGUGUGAAGGCCUUGCCUGAUGUGUAUGACCUCGCUUCGGUUAUCGAGUCUGUUGUUACGCCGGCACACACCUGUAUUCUUGUCAACACUACCAACACUAUCGGCGUCGAGCGUUCAUUACAAGACCGCUUUCCUCGGAACUUGGUUCUCAGCUUCGUCAGUGGAGCAACGCUUUCGCAAACCGGCCCAGCAGAGUUCGAACAGACCGGUAAACCAGACGCCUGGAUUGGUACUGUAGGUGGAAAGAGUCCCCUCCCGGAGGAAAUGCAGAAAGAUAUGGCGGAGAGUUUGGCGUUAACUUUGGAGGCUGGAAUGGUUGACUGUCAUUUGUCAAAGAACAUCUUGCAGCAGCAGUUCGAGAAGAUGAUCGGACCCAUCGGGUUCCAUCCUAUCAGUGUUUUGAUGCAGGAGCCGAACCUUCAGGCGCUCGUCGAGAAUCAGACGAUUAAGGAGUUGAUUACUGAUAUCAUUGACGAGUUGUUGAACAUCGCAUACACCGCCGGAUGUUCGUUCCCUGAGGGCUACCGGGAUCAGGUCAUGGCUGAGAUGACCUCGGCGCCAACGGCUACCCCCUCGAUGAUGUACCAGGACUACCUCGCUCGCCGCCCCAUGGAGAUCGAGGUCUUCCUCGGUAACCCCUUGUUCAUGGCCAAGGAACUCGGUCUCUCUGCUGGACGUCUACAGACGAUGUAUGCGCUCCUUCAGCACACCAAUAUCAUGAAUCAGAGGCAGGCUCAUCUCCCUCCACCACCGGUUGGGGCAACAUCACCUGUCAUGCCUCCGCCGAUGUCGCGGAGACAGUCGAAUGUUUCGGUUAGACCGCCUAUGGCUCCCCCCUCUGCGUCUCAGCACCGUAUGCCCAUGCCGCCUAGGACGAAUACUGAGCCUAUGAUGGCCCCGAGAAGACCGCCGCCGAAUGGGUACCCACCGCAAGCUAUGAUGAAUGGUCGGGGCGCACGGACGGCCCCGCCGCAGUCAGUCUCGAGGCAGAACUCUGUCGAGGAUCUUCAGGAGUUUGCUAAUAUCGCGUUGUAUGGUGACCGGGUCGGACAGGAUAGCAGUGAUGGGCCAUACAUGCGCCCCAGACCGCGCAACCCGGAGCAGGACUUGCAGAUCCGUGAGCGUGAGUUGGCACUUAGGCAGCGUGAGCUCGCUCUGAGGGAGAGGGAGAUGGCGCUUCCUCAGGGACGAGGACCCGCUGGACCUCCGCCUGUUGGUGUUCCGAAGGCCCGUCCGGGUAAGGUUUCCAGGAAGAAGUCGACGAUGGAUUUCGAUGAUAGCGAUGAUGGUGAUGAUUUUGCGCCUAUUGGUGGUGGUGCGCCGAUGUUGCCUCCGGGCGUUAACCCGGAUGAGAUCGAUAUGAUUGCGUUCACGGCGAAGAAGAGGGCGUUGAGAGGGAAGCCUCCUGCCAGGUCCGCUGCUGCGAUUGGGGACAGUGGACGUUCUAUGACGUUUAAUGGGCGUUUCAGGCUCCCGAGAAAUAGGUCUUCGGCGAAUGUCCAUAAUGAUGGUUUGGCUGGUUUGAAUGAUCCUAUCAUGGAGCACCCCAUGCACUCGUUCGCGUCGAACAGGUACCCGGGUGUCGACACAAAGAGCUUGGUUGACACGAGUCGGGCGAACUCUUUGACUGCAGCGAGUUUGGCGGAGAGAGAGGGACCGUAUCCGUCGAUGCAGGGUCCAUCGAUGAGUCGUGGUGGGCCUUACCCAAGGCAAAUGGGAGUCGGAGGUAUUCCCAACAGGGGGUACCCGCCACCGAGCAUGAACCCCAGUAUGGUGUCCUUGAGGUCUGUUAGGGAUGGGCCUUAUCCCCCUGGUCCGUACCCGGGACCCAUGUCGAACGGUAAUGGACCAUACCCACCGAGGGGUCCCCCGCCUGUGAAGAGCCCUAUGAACGAUCCGUACCGCAGUGUCACGGGUAGUGCGAGCGCGAGCGGUGGAAGUGGUAGCCAGCAUGGUGACAUCGGAGAGAACGCAAGUGGAAAUAGCAGCACCAGUUCUUUCGAGCGAGCUCAACACCAGCAGCAACAGGCUCAGAACGUGAUCUAG